AUGGGCCAGGUCACGGCCGACAUGCUGCGCGAGUUCUUCAACCAGGCGUUCUCCCACCUGACCCCAGACCCCGUCAACGCGCCCCCCGUCACCCGCUCUGCCAUGGAGGGGCCCUCCCGCUACGCCUUUGUGGAGUUCCGCACCGAGGAGAUGACGCUGGUGGCGCUGAGCAUGGACAAGGUGGUGGAGCUGUGCGGACGCCCGCUCACCAUCGGCCGUCCCAAGGGCUGGACGCCGCCGCUGCCCAGCGCGGCGCCCGCCGCUGCAGCAGCCGCGGGUCCCACUGCACCAGCGGCGGCCCCGGAGCAGACUUUGCUGCUCAGCAAUGCGCUUCCGGUGAGCGGGGUGCGGCAGGCAGAGGAUCGAGCGGUGCUGGCGGCUGAAGUGAGGGAGGAGGCGGAGCGGCACGGCCGCGUCGAGGAGGUGGCUGUGCCGGCGCCGCCCACGAGCAUCCAGGAUGCCAUGCCGGCGCGGGUGUACAUCCGGUAUGCGACCCCGGAAGACGCCAAGGCGGCGGUGGCCAUCUUCAAUAAACGCACGCUGGAUGGGAACGUCAUCAAGGCAGUCCUCGUGCCAGACGAGGAGUGGCAAGACUCGCGCGCCGGGCAGUGGGUCACGCGGCACAGCAGCAUCGCCGGCAUCCCACUUCCUGGCCUGUACACCAAGACACCCCUGCCCGCCGGGAUCACGGGGCUGGCAGCCCUCAACUCCGCGCUCUCCGCUCUGGUCCAGACGAAUCCGGGAAUCGCGACGGUGCUCACCGCCGGGAUCAACGCUGAGGAGGUACCGCUGGAGGAGGGGUACGUCAAGGUCAGGAACCUGACGCCCACCGUGACCAAGAAAGACAUCCUUGACUUCUUUGUGGGCUGCGGAGUGCAGGCCGAGUCGGAUGUGACGCUGGUGUACAGCGCCGACGGCACCUCCCUGGGCGAGGCCUUUGUGCACUUCUCGGGCCCGCAGGCGCGGCUCAGGCUGGGCCUCUCCCGCGACGCCACAGUCAUGCCCGCAACGGCGCGGCCGGUGGAGGUGCUGACGGCGGUGGGCGAGGAUCUCCAGCGACGAAUCAUGUCGGGCUGCAGGCUGGAGUAG
Molecule: messenger RNA, 1089 nt
Organism: Auxenochlorella protothecoides
Lineage: Eukaryota; Viridiplantae; Chlorophyta; Trebouxiophyceae; Chlorellales; Chlorellaceae
Exons: 6
Coding region: 1-1089 (362 amino acids)
Cellular component (GO): commitment complex; nuclear speck; U2-type prespliceosome
Molecular function (GO): poly-pyrimidine tract binding; pre-mRNA 3'-splice site binding
Source: RefSeq, a predicted model, not a curated record